This is a messenger RNA of Caenorhabditis angaria, 273 nucleotides long. The record is from the annotation of a GenBank genome assembly. Lineage: Eukaryota; Metazoa; Nematoda; Chromadorea; Rhabditida; Rhabditidae.
AUGUCAUCCGUAAUCGCUAAAUCUACUUGGGUCGCAGUCUACAAGCAACUCCAAAAAGAAGCAUCCAAGAUCCCUCAAUAUAACUAUCGAGUUUUCUUCCAAAGACGUAUUCGUGAUCAUUUCGAAAGAAAUAUUCAAGUAACUGAAGUUUCGAAACAACACGAGUUAUACAAAGAAGCUCUUCGUAACUUGGAAGUUUUAAAAAGACAAGCCGUUUUCUGCCAACUUUAUCCACACAAGAAGACUGUUGUCGAAGAAAAACUGCAACAAUGA